Molecule: messenger RNA, 1467 nt
Organism: Galendromus occidentalis (western predatory mite)
Lineage: Eukaryota; Metazoa; Arthropoda; Arachnida; Mesostigmata; Phytoseiidae
Gene: Pabp2
Product: poly(A) binding protein nuclear 1
Exons: 6
Coding region: 687-1268 (193 amino acids)
Cellular component (GO): nucleus
Molecular function (GO): poly(A) binding
Source: RefSeq, a predicted model, not a curated record
UCCGUGUCAUGUGUAAGGAAAUCAUUCUUGCCCUGGAGGAAGACUGAGAGAGAAACCAAUCGACCCCCAGCUGUCAACCACCUCGUCCCAUAGACUAUUUCCAUAAAGAGCAUUGCUCAGGUGUGCGAGACUGGAGCCACUAUUCAGGCACUCACGGAGAAGUCCGGGAUAUGUGAAUGUGUGAAGAUUGCCCUGCAGAGACUCAGGAAUUCCUCGUGAGCUUGUUGGACAGCGCUGCUUUUCCUCAGCCCAGGCUGCGGAAACCAACUACAGCAACACAUUCGUCCUUGAUCAUGGAGAACCUCGUCUCACCUCUUCCCUUUGAAAUCAAUAUCGUACAGCGGUGUGGAGAUUCCAUCAAGGUGGAGAACGGAGCGCCAGACGAGAAUUCGGACAAUGCCAUCGAACUGACGGCCGCAGCCUAUACGAAACUGAAGGAAAUCGUUGAUUCCCUCGGCGAAAGCUCCGCUAGGGCACAAGGAUUGAAGAGUCCGAUAACUUGCAUGGAGAGUUUCGUGAUGGCACCAACGGGCUCGGAGCAGAGGCUAUACGUCGUCGCACUGAACUGGAGAAAAACUCAAGAGAGUCAGGCAGACGCCGCAAAGACAUCCAAAGUUCCUGAAUUUCCGUCGGGGGCUCGUUAGUUGUUCAUCGUGCUCCAGAUAGAGGCCGUCCUCGAUCCGAAAAUGGAGGAACCAACAAAGGAAACGGAACUGUUACUCGAGGAUGACACCAUGGCCGAAGGUGGCGAAGAGGAGGACUUGGACUCACUCCGAGCUCGUGUUCGGGAGAUGGCCGAAGAAGCUGAGAAGUUGAAAAAACUCCAGUCCGAAGUUGACAAGAACACGACGCAACUCAGUGAGCAGGAGAAAAAAGAAAUAGAUCAAAGGUCAAUUUAUGUUGGAAAUGUCGAUUACGGAGCCACAGCCGAAGAACUCGAGCAGCACUUCCAUGGUUGCGGUUCUGUUAACCGGGUCACAAUACUUUGCGACAAGUUCUCUGGUCAUCCAAAAGGCUUCGCCUACAUUGAAUUCGCGGACAAAGACUCCGUGGAAACGGCUAUGGCCAUGGAUGAUAGUCUGUUCCGAGGGCGUCAGAUAAAAGUACUCCAAAAGAGGACCAAUAUGCCUGGUAUCAGCACCACCAACCGACCUCCCCGAGGACGCGGGUUACGCGGUAGAGGAUUUAGAGGUGGUUUCCGAGCACCAAGACGGGGUGUUUUCAGAGGUCGCGGAAGAGGCUUCUACGCUGGAUAUGCUCCUUAUUGAGAAAGGAAAAUCAAACACCAGCUCCACAGAAAAGCUGCUGUCAGAAAAGGGGGAGGAAGGAAAUUCAUGUAAAAGAUCCGGGAAGAAUCCAAGUUUACGAUAACAGCAGUGUGUGUGUGUAACAAUGUCUAAAGGAGUGAAAAUAUCCGAAAAGAAUGUCCCGCGACACCCCAAUAAUAAAAAAAAAAGUAAUAAAACA